UCUUAUCUCGUUAAUCCUAAUCGUAAUCCUAAUCAUAAUCAAAAUCAAAUUUAAAUUACUUACCAUUCACACUCGCUCCUCAACCACAAAACCUUUGCUUCAUUAAUAUCAUUUUCCCUCUCAUGGACUAUUGUAGCGAAAGAGAGACAGAAGGAAAGCAAGCGCACGAUCCUCUAUUCAUAGCAAUGAAAAAUUGUGGUUAUAAAUCCAGGUCCUUAACAAGGAAUAAGAAUAGAAAGGAAUGGAUUGAAGGUCCGGUGAUUGUGGGAGCCGGACCUUCCGGACUGGCCACGGCAGCAUGCCUCAAAGAAAAAGGCAUCCCGUCCGUAAUCCUGGAGCGAUCCAACUGCAUAGCUUCCUUGUGGCAGUUAAAAACCUACGACCGCCUUCACCUUCACUUGCCCAAGCAAUUCUGCGAGCUUCCAUUGAUGGGAUUCCCUCCAGAUUUUCCCACCUAUCCAACCAAGCAGCAGUUCGUACAGUACUUGGAGGACUAUGCGGACCGGUUCGGGAUUAGGCCGCGGUUCAAUGAGACCGUGGACCGAGCCGAGUUCGACUCCAGAAUUGGGAUGUGGAAGUUGAUCACUAGUGGCGGUUCAAGUACUGAGUACACGUGCCGGUGGUUGAUCGUGGCCACCGGCGAGAAUGCGGAGGCAGUGGUGCCGCAGAUUGAAGGGAUUCAGGAGUUUCAAGGGGCUAUAAGGCACACGAGUUUGUAUAAAAGUGGAGAAGAAUUUAGAGGGAAGAAGGUUUUGGUUGUUGGAUGUGGAAAUUCCGGCAUGGAAGUUUGUUUGGAUCUUUGUAACCAUGAUGCUGCUCCUUCACUUUGUGUUAGAGAUUCAGUACACAUCCUACCACGAGAGAUGCUGGGAAAAUCAACUUUUGGGCUGUCCAUGUGGUUACUGAAGUGGUUCCCAUUGCGACUUGUCGAUCGGUUCCUCCUGAUCGUGUCAUGGCUCAUGCUAGGUGACACUUCGCGGUUCGGUUUGGAUCGGCCUCGUUUGGGUCCCCUCGAACUCAAAAACCUCUCCGGAAAGACCCCUGUCCUAGAUGUGGGUACCCUUGCCAAGAUUAAAGGUGGAGACAUUAAGGUGCGUCCAAGCAUAAAGCGGCUAAAACGUCACACUGUGGAGUUUGUCGAUGGAAGAAUAGAGAAUUUUGAUGCCAUCAUUUUGGCAACUGGUUACAAAAGCAAUGUACCCUAUUGGCUAAAGGAAAAUGAUAUGUUCUCAAAGGAAGAUGGUUUCCCAAUGAAGCCAUUCCCAAAUGGGUGGAAAGGAAGGAAUGGACUCUAUGCUGUGGGUUUCACCAAAAAGGGACUACUUGGUGCAUCCAUUGAUGCAAAGAGAAUAGCUCAAGACAUUGAGAGGUGUUACAAACAUGAGGCAAAUAAUCAUAAUGCUAAUAAUGCCUUCUCUCUCUCACUUUUCCCUCAAUCAAAUUCAUAGAAAAAAAGUUUUGGGGUCAAAAAAGUCAAAUCACAAAUGGGGGAAGAGUUUUCUCAUCAAUUGAGAAAGAAAGUGAUGAAGUUAUAGUACAUGGAUGAAAUUAAGGGGGGAGAGAAAAAAAAGAUUCCUUUUUUAUGAUGAUGAUGAUGAUGAUGAUGAUGCUAUAUGGUACUAUAACUCAUCACUCAUAUGAUCAUGUGCACACUAUAUGCUAGUACAAAAAAAAACAUGGUGUGCUAGCUCUUCCUCCUCCAAUUAAUCAAUCCAUAAAUGGAGAAAAAGUGGGGGCAAAUUAAAGCAAAAAGGAAAAAAGUUUUGAGGAAUUUACUAAAAUGCCCUUGAACUUAUUUUUCAAUGAUUCAUCAUCUACCGACUUGGGGUUGAAAAGGAGUUAUAAUUGAAUUGAAGUUGAAGGAAAAGAAGAAGUUAUAUAUGGCUUCUUUACACAUUAUUUUUUUUCCUUUCACUUGGGGGGACCUUAGCUCUCUAUGAGUCUUGUAAAUUGUUACCCUUUUGUUUCCCUCCUAAGUAGGUUUUGACUUUCAAGAAAGAAAAGAGAGAAGUUUAUGAAUGAAUGCAUAAGAAAGUGUGGGGUUGUGGAGAAAAGUGUCUGGUAUGUGAUUGAGAAAGAAGUGAUUGCGGGUUAACCUAUAUUUCCAAUUUUU
Arachis ipaensis is the source of this 2113-nucleotide messenger RNA. Its product is annotated as indole-3-pyruvate monooxygenase YUCCA6. Gene Ontology annotation, biological process: auxin biosynthetic process. The record is from RefSeq and is a predicted model, not a curated record. Gene Ontology annotation, molecular function: NADP binding; N,N-dimethylaniline monooxygenase activity; flavin adenine dinucleotide binding. Lineage: Eukaryota; Viridiplantae; Streptophyta; Magnoliopsida; Fabales; Fabaceae.